AUGCAUGCGCGGAGAGAAGAGUAUACAAAAUUUAUCAAUCUCGCGGGCGAGAAUUUCGCAGCAAAAUUCAAUGAUGGUUCAUGUCCGAAAGUCAGCAUUACGAAGAUCACUUUCGACGGCGAGGUUGGCUCGGGUAGCUUUGGAGAAAUUUACAAAGUUAGAAUACAAGGACAAGUUUACGCAGCCAAGGCUCAGCCAUGGGACAUUGUGGAGCUCUCGCUUUUCGAGAAGAACCUGCUCCGGGCGAUGAGUCAUCCCUGCAUAAUCCAAAUUCAUUUCACGAGUAAAGACGUUGAUAAAACCUUCUUGAUUCUCGAUUUUUCCCCUUUCGGCGAUCUCGGGAGGGCUAUGAAAGACCAGAUGGGCGUGAAGAAGGAUAUGCCAGAGGAUAUCUGCAAGAAAUAUGUGGCGCAAGCGAUUCUCGCGCUCGAAUAUGUUCACGCUUGCAACAUUAUCCAUCACGACGUGAAGCCCGAAAAUUUUCUGAUCUUCCCUAAAGGUCGCCUGAAGCUCAGCGAUUUCGGUGUUUCGAGAUUCGCUAGGCCGAACAUGACGUUUGUCACUGGGAGCAUAAAUUACAUAUCGCCAGAGAUGUACAGAAGAAUACCUCACAAUGAAGCGGUUGAUUGGUGGGCCCUGGGCGUAAUGAUGUACUACAUGCUGGUGUCGCAAUAUCCCUUCCCCGGGGUCCCAUUCAGCCGCGGAGACACAGAUGAGCAAGUAGCGGAAAAAAUUCAAGAGGCUUUCCGCCAUCCGAAAUAUUGCUCCCUGACUGAAGACGCGAAAGAUUUCUUGACCAAAAUACUGGAGAGAGACCAUACGAAGAGGCUCGGUAUCUUCAAGGACGGCAGUCGGGACGUGAAGUACCACGCGUGGUUCGGAGACAUUGAUUACUGUCGCAUAUACUUCGACCCCGAUUUCACGAUACUUGAAGAAGACCGCUUGCCACCCCCGAUCACGACGACGCAUGUUGUUGUAUUCAGGAUACCACCGAGCAGUGAGCGUCUUGCAGACCCGGAUUUCUUCGAAUUCUGA
Molecule: messenger RNA, 1035 nt
Organism: Galendromus occidentalis (western predatory mite)
Lineage: Eukaryota; Metazoa; Arthropoda; Arachnida; Mesostigmata; Phytoseiidae
Product: cAMP-dependent protein kinase, catalytic subunit-like
Exons: 1
Coding region: 1-1035 (344 amino acids)
Biological process (GO): protein phosphorylation
Cellular component (GO): cAMP-dependent protein kinase complex
Molecular function (GO): cAMP-dependent protein kinase activity; ATP binding
Source: RefSeq, a predicted model, not a curated record